ACAUAGGCUUCGUUGCCAAGGAAAAUACCGGAAGAGGGGUAUCCAUGAUUCUGAAAAGGUGAAAGUUACAACCAAGAAACCAAAAUGUACGACGGCGAAGACUCCGAUGGUCCUAAAGGAACUUUUGAAAUAUACAAAGCGGAGGCUGACACGCUUUACAAACAAGGGGAAUACAGAAAAUCUAUUGAAAGUUACACCACAGCAUUGGAACUACAGCCAAAUGAGAAAAAUACUUUGGUUGCCAGAUCAAAAUGCCACUUGCAACUUGGAGAUACAUCCAACGCUUUGAUUGACGCAGAAGCAUCACUUACUGAUGACAAAACUUUCCACAAGGGUGUAUACCAGAAAGCCCAGGCGCUUUACUACCAGGGCGAUUUUGAAAUGGCCCUUGUCUUUUACCACAGAGGGCACAAAUUGCGACCAGAACUACAGGAGUUCCGUCUGGGAAUACAGAAGGCUCAGGAAGCCAUUGAUAAUUCUGUAGGAUCUCCAGACAAGGUCCAGCUGACCACAGAAGGCGAUUUAUCAUUCUUUCAGAAACAAGAUGAGAAGCGGCUCCCUAAACGAGGUGGUGGCUAUGGUAUGGGUCGCUCUCUGACACAUGCCCCUGUCAGAAAGAGGAAGUUUGAUGUCAACAGAUCCCCUGGUAAUGAGAAAACAAUCAAACAACUCCUUGGGGAGUUAUACGGUGACAGACAGUAUCUGGAGAGGCUUCUUAAAGAAACAGAUCCCAAAACAAACAUGGGCAAGACGAUAUCCAACCUGGUGGAGGAGGGAUUGAUGUACCUGGAUACACGCACAGACUUCUGGCGUCAACAGAAACCCAUGUACGCCCGCAGACACGAGAAAAUCAUGCAGAAACAUCGGUUUGAGUCCAACACAGGGAAACUUUCUCCCAACGACUACAUUAUCAGAGAGCUGGAGCGAAUAGAUCAAGCACAAAUUGAAGGAAAGUACCAAGAAAGUUUAAAGAAAGCCCAAAGAUGUUUGAGCACAGUUGAGAAUUUCACAGAAGAUCAGGUACCCAAUAAACUCGAGGUGAUCGCUAACCUCCACAGCUGUAUCGGUAACGCCUACCUAGAGAUGGGACAAUUUGACAAAGCUCUGGAACACCAUCAGAUAGACUACAACAUGGGAGACACACACGAUCUAGAAGAAGCCAAAUCCAGAGGUUUGGAUAACUUAGGUCGAGUCAAUGCCAGGCAUGGCAACUACCAGAAAGCCAUUGAUGUGUGGGAACAGAAACUUCCAAUGUCAAAAUCAGCAUUAGAAAGCACAUGGUUGUACCAUGAAAUUGGACGAUGUUAUCUAGAACUUAAUAAAUUUGAUAAAGCGAGAAAUUACGGAGAAAAAUCACUGACAGCAGCAGAGGAGGCAGAUGAUCCAAUGUGGCAACUUCAGGCAACAGUCCUCAUCGCUCAAUCUGAAGUAAAACUUGGCGAUUUGAGUGGUGCAUUAGCAACAUUUGAAACUUCAUUAGAUCUAGCAAGAACACAAGGUGAUACAUCAGCAGAGACGGCCAUUAAAAAAGCAAUAGAAGAGGUGAACGCAAAAAUAGCUAAAGGUGGGUCUAGAGGUUCGGGCAAAAGUACGGAUUCUGGUAUGAAAAAGACUGAAACAAAAACUGACAAGGAACUAGACAUGAACAGUUCGAGUCUAGAACGAGUAGACACAAAGAUGGAGGAAACAAAAAAAGAGGAGGAAGCAGAAGAAAAAGAGAGAAUAGAACAAGAAAAGAAAGAAGAAGAACGAAAAGAACAGGAGAGGAAAGAGGAGGAGGAACGAAAAGAAAAAGAAAGAAUAGAAAAAGAGAGAAUAGAAAAAGAAAAACAGGAAGAAAGGAAAGAACAAGAAAGAAAAGAUAAAGAGGAAAAAGAAAAGGCUGAUCGAGAAAAAGAGGAGCAGAAAAAAGAAACAGAUGAAGAGGAUAAAGGAGAAGAAGAAUGAUAUUCAGCAAGAACAUUUAAAUGAUUACAUCACAAGUCAACUUACCAGUGAUAACACGGAAACAUCGG
Pecten maximus is the source of this 2015-nucleotide messenger RNA. Its product is annotated as tetratricopeptide repeat protein 25-like. The record is from RefSeq and is a predicted model, not a curated record. Bases 85 to 1947 code for a protein of 620 amino acids. The transcript has 12 exons. Lineage: Eukaryota; Metazoa; Mollusca; Bivalvia; Pectinida; Pectinidae. Gene Ontology annotation, molecular function: protein binding. Gene Ontology annotation, cellular component: cytoplasm.